AUGCGAUGCGCGAGCAAGGCCGCCGAGAGCGCGUGUGCACGUAUCUGCGCUCGUCAUGAAGACACUCAUGUCUUCACAGAGUAUAAGCUCGGUGUCUCGUACUCUCCUGAUACGGAAGACGGAUCCGUAUCGACGGCGAUCGAAACCAAGCCGCCUGCCAAGCGUGGCAUGGAUGAUGCUAUGCGUCGUAGCAUCUUUGGUUCAUCUGAUGAAUCAGACGAACCAUCGCCGAAGCGUAGGCGCUCGAGGUCGCGAGACUCGGGCGCUAACAGUGGUGUCGGUUCUCCUAUGGACACCACUUCGCAACGAGGUGUCAGUCCUUCUGUCGGCACGUCGCAGGAAGAGCGGGACCGCAAUGUCUUGCGUCUCGCUUCUGAGAAGAAGGCAUGGAUGCCUCCCAAAUUUGUCAUGGAUCACUUGUUGGCGACGACGAGUGAUCGUUAUCGGGCUACGAUUGUUCGAUUCGUCAGGGAUCCAUCACCUUGA
Peronospora matthiolae is the source of this 486-nucleotide messenger RNA. The record is from the annotation of a GenBank genome assembly. Lineage: Eukaryota; Oomycota; Peronosporomycetes; Peronosporales; Peronosporaceae.